AUGGCUGCUACCAUCAAAAAGAAGGUCUUUCUCACAGGUGGAAGCGGGUUUAUCGCAUCUCACAUCUUAGAUCAACUGCUAUCCAAGGGGUAUGGCACGAAUUUUUGUCCCUACAACAAAAGUAAUCUCGCUAGUUAUCAUGUGAUUGUGACUGUUCGCUCCAAUAUCAAAGGAGACGGGAUCAUCUCUGCCUUGCCCCAAGAGUUCAAAGGAGAUGUCUCAUACGAAGUGGUCGAAGAUAUUGCUCAAGAAGGAGCUUUUGACGAGUCUAUCAAAGCAAAUCCCAACAUUGAUUAUGUGAUUCAUACUGCGUCACCCUACCAUCACAACAUCCAGGACCCUGUCAAAGACUUCAUUGACCCAGCUGUCAAAGGCACAACCGGGAUUCUGUACUCAAUCCAAAAGUACGCACCGACAAGUGUGAAAAGAGUAAUCGUGUUGUCGAGCACAGCCACGAUUGUGAAUCCCCCAAACCACCCUGAGGUGUAUAACGAAGAAGUCUACGGAGCCACGACAUGGGAGCAAGCCAUUUCCGGCACGAUGACAUACCGUGCGAGCAAGAUAUACGCCGAACGUGCUGCGUUUGAGUUCAUAGUGAAGGAAAAGCCGUCUUUCGAUUUGGUCACGAUUAACCCAUGUCUUGUCUUCGGACCUCCGCCUAGACACCUCACCAGUCUAGACGCCCUCAACACAAGCAAUCACCGCACCCGCGACUUGGUCCUAGGCAAUAACCGAGACAAAAUCACACCAACCGGACCCUUGUUUUUGUUUGUUGACGUGCGUGACGUUGCCACGGCGCAUAUCAAUGCCCUAGAAAAUCCCGAAGCGAGCGGCCAGCGCUUCAUGCUGGUGGGUGGUUAUUUCAGCAACAAGCGGAUUGCGGAUUGCAUCCGUGAAUUGUACCCAGAGCUGCGGGACAGAUUGCCUCCUGUGGACUCUCCCGAUGACUUCCCAGAGAAGAUAUUCCGCUUCGAUGUGAGCAAGUCAAAGCGUGUGUUGGGCACAGAAUACAGGGAUUUGCGGACAUGUGUGAAGGAUACGGUUGACGGCAUGCUUGGCAAGGCUUAA
This is a messenger RNA of Talaromyces atroroseus, 1068 nucleotides long. RefSeq lists its product as hypothetical. Gene Ontology annotation, molecular function: oxidoreductase activity, acting on the CH-OH group of donors, NAD or NADP as acceptor. The record is from RefSeq and is a predicted model, not a curated record. The coding region runs from base 1 to 1068 and encodes 355 amino acids. The transcript is spliced from 5 exons. Lineage: Eukaryota; Fungi; Ascomycota; Eurotiomycetes; Eurotiales; Trichocomaceae.